This is a messenger RNA of Miniopterus natalensis, 279 nucleotides long. RefSeq names its product canopy FGF signaling regulator 1 (gene CNPY1). NCBI's taxonomy places the organism in Eukaryota, Metazoa, Chordata, Mammalia, Chiroptera, Miniopteridae. Gene Ontology annotation, cellular component: endoplasmic reticulum. The record is from RefSeq and is a predicted model, not a curated record.
AUGAAUGACUACAGGCUGGAGCAGGACCCCGCGACCAAGGAGAGGACCUUCAAGCGCUUCGCUCCGAGGAAAGGAGACAAAAUAUACAACGAAUUUAAGAAAUUCUCGUUUUACUCCGAGGCCUACAAGCCUUUGAAGUUCGCGUGCGAAGCCAUCCUGGAGAAAUACGAGGAGGACAUCUUCUCGCUGGUGGCGCGGGACGCGCGCUCCCUGGCCGACCGGCUGUGCGGCGCGAAGCCAGAUCUGUGUGCAGCGCCUGCCAACCACACUGAGCUCUAG